This is a messenger RNA of Scleropages formosus (Asian bonytongue), 3497 nucleotides long. RefSeq names its product solute carrier family 6 member 9 (gene slc6a9). Gene Ontology annotation, cellular component: plasma membrane. The record is from RefSeq and is a predicted model, not a curated record. Gene Ontology annotation, molecular function: amino acid:sodium symporter activity. Bases 1316 to 3238 code for a protein of 640 amino acids. Gene Ontology annotation, biological process: sodium ion transmembrane transport; nitrogen compound transport; neurotransmitter transport. Lineage: Eukaryota; Metazoa; Chordata; Actinopteri; Osteoglossiformes; Osteoglossidae. The transcript is spliced from 14 exons.
UACGCAGACUAACGGCGUGACGUGACCACGGUCUACACAGACCUCUUUUCUGACGGGAGCUCCACUUUUGUCAUUAAGUGUCUUGAAUGUGCAAUAUUUUAUGAAUUGCAUUAACUGCAGCAAUGUGCAAGACUUUGAUUAAAUUUAAAAAAUAAAAUUUUAUUUUAAAGGCCAACCAGCCAGCAACGUAAGCAGCAAUUUAAACUGCUCCUAGAGAACAGCAAAGGGAGGAUUUAAAAAAAAAAAAAAAAAAAAUCAGCUGUCAGCCCCUAUUUUAGCCACAGUGGGCUUACUCGGGGGUUGAUUUAAAUAUAAAAACAUUGUUGGGGAGCCCACUGCAGACAGUGAUGUUUUAUGAAUUCAGUUCAUACACAAGUUAUGAAGUUCAUCUUCAUGAGGAGCAUCAGAGCGUUUAAGUGCGCCGUCUCUCCUCGACACAGCGAGGUUGUGUAGCUCGAAUGUACCGGAUGAUAAACCAUCGGUUUGGUGUGACUUGUGACCCCGCCCUUAAAACCCAACAGGAAGGUCACGUUCUCCUUUUUCUCAGAGCACCAACUGUUGCUCAACGGGGUAAAACAUGAGGUGAAGGAUGUGAAGACCUCAACUUUUAAAAAAUGAAAGUCCAGCAUCCCUAAAGCACUGAAAUAUCACUCCUGGUACACGAUCGCACAUUUCUGCCAGAAAGCCCCCCACAGCACACCUUUUCCUAGCACUACGGAGGAGGCGGGGGUUACGUGGUAUAGCACAGAAGAAAACGGAACCGCGUGGGUUUUUUUUCCUUUCUCUUUUAAACGUGUGUGUUGCCGUGCGGUAUUCUUUCACUAAACUCUCCGACGUUCUGCCGUUUUUUUAUGCGUUUAUUUAAAAUAUUUUAUCUGCUACGUGGAAGAACGCAUACUACCUACCGUGGCUUCUGUACGCUUAAUCCAAUGAAAGGCCGUGCUUUGCUGCAGUUUUCUUGAUAAAGCUUGACGGUCUUCUUUCAAGUCCUGGCUACGUGAUGUGUCUCACACGGUGUUUCUUCUAAACACCCCGGGGUAUACCGGCAAAGCAUGCCCUCCGACCAGGUCUACAGGGGAGAAAUCAUGCAGCACAGAAAAGUUCCUGGAUUAACACAGAAUUAACCACAAAACACAGACGCUGCUUUCGGUACACGGAGGAACGGGGCCAAGGCGCAAGCGAGAGAGUGGAAGGAAACGCGGCACCACGCGGAGUCGCACACAGCACAGCGGGGAUCGGCGGGAGGCAUCAGACGCAGGAAGAGAGCACAGCCAGGGAUAGGCAUCCUUGUGCAAUACGACGCCGCUCUUGAGCCAUGGAUCAGAAGCAGUUUGUGAGGAUGCUGAACGGUGCCGUUCCAGGGGAGCCGGUGAAGAAGGAUGAGAAUACGAGGAGGGGGAACUGGGGCAACCAGAUCGAGUUUGUCCUCACCAGCGUGGGCUACGCAGUCGGCCUGGGAAACGUGUGGAGGUUUCCCUACCUGUGCUACAGAAAUGGAGGGGGUGCAUUCAUGUUCCCCUACUUCAUCAUGCUGGUCUUCUGUGGCAUUCCGCUCUUCUUCCUGGAGCUCUCCUUCGGGCAGUUUGCCAGUCUCGGCUGCCUGGGCGUGUGGAAGGUCAGCCCCAUGUUCAAAGGGGUCGGCUAUGGCAUGAUGGUGGUGUCCACAUACAUUGGCAUCUACUACAAUGUGGUGAUCUGCAUUGCGUUCUACUACUUCUUCAUGUCCAUGACCAACCUGCUGCCGUGGACCUACUGCAACAACCCGUGGAACACACCUGACUGCAGCGGCGUGGUGGGAACGUCACGGCCCAACGGCUCGCUGGCUAACGUCACUGGCAUGGUCAACGGCACCAAGAGGACCAGUCCCAGCGAGGAGUACUGGAGAAAUUACGUGUUGAACAUCUCGGACGACAUCGGGAACUUCGGUGAAGUGCGUCUGCCGAUCCUAGGCUGCCUGGCCGUGUCCUGGGUGGUGGUGUUCCUAUGCCUCAUCCGGGGCGUCAAGUCCUCGGGCAAGGUCGUGUACUUCACAGCCACCUUCCCCUAUGUCGUUCUCACCAUCCUCUUCGUCAGGGGCAUCACUCUGGAAGGAGCCAUCGACGGCAUCAAGUACUACCUGACCCCCCAGUGGAAGAUGAUCCUGGAUGCCAAGGUGUGGGGUGAUGCCGCCUCUCAGAUCUUCUACUCCCUUGGAUGCGCGUGGGGUGGGCUGAUCACUAUGGCGUCCUACAAUAAGUUCCACAAUAACUGCUACCGGGACAGCAUCAUCAUCAGCAUCACCAACUGCGCCACCAGUGUGUAUGCCGGCUUUGUCAUCUUCUCCAUCCUGGGCUUCAUGGCGCACCACCUGGGUGUGGACGUGUCGGCGGUGGCGGACCAUGGGCCCGGCCUGGCCUUCGUGGCCUAUCCCGAGGCUCUGACCCUGCUGCCCAUCUCGCCGCUAUGGUCGCUGCUGUUCUUCUUCAUGCUUAUCCUCCUGGGUUUGGGAACUCAGUUCUGCCUGCUGGAGACCCUGGUGACGGCCAUCGUGGACGAAAUCGGCACCGACUGGAUCAUCAAGCACAAAACGCUGGUCACACUCGGGGUAGCCAUCGUGGGGUUCCUCCUCGGGGUGCCGCUGACCACACGGGCGGGUAUCUACUGGCUCCUGCUGAUGGACAACUAUGCAGCCAGCUUCUCGCUGGUCAUCAUCUCCUGCAUCAUGUGUAUCUGCAUCAUGUAUGUCUACGGGCACAGAAACUACUUCAAGGAUGUGGAGAUGAUGCUGGGCUUUCCUCCUCCGUUCUUCUUCAGGAUGUGCUGGAGAUUUAUUUCUCCAGUCAUAAUAACAUUCAUCCUGAUCUUCACGGUAAUCCAGUACAAACCCAUCACCUACAAUAAGUACAUCUACCCCGGAUGGUCUUUAGUCAUUGGAUUUUGCAUGGCAUUGUCCUCGGUCAUCUGCAUACCGCUCUACGGUCUCUACAAGAUAGCCACUUCUGAAGGAAGCACCUUUUCAGAGCGGUUGAAGAGCGCGGUCAAGCCACACUGGAGCUGGGGCCCGGCCCUGCAAGAGCACCGGGUAGGCCGGUACGCACCCUCCAGUCUCCUUGGGGCUCCAGGGUCCGACAUUGGGGUGGAAGCAUGUCCCUUCAAGGAGGAGCUGAAGGAGGAAGAGAAGGAGAAGCGGGAUGAGAUCAGCCUCACCAUCCAGGGCAGCAACGGCUCGACACACACCAGCCCCCUUCCUAUGGCGUAGGCAGCCGCUUCCGUGCCCUGCUCCACCUCCCAUGGGGAGACCUCGCUCGCUGGAGACCUUUACAUAUUGUAAGGGCUUAUUAUUCCUAACCUCUAGUUAUUUGGUCUUCACCUGAAACCUCUUUUGUUUUUCGUUCGUCCACGUAAUAGAAUAAUGCAGUUUUCACUUUUUCGUAUGCAUGAAAAUGUAGGAACGUGGCAUCCACACCGUUUGUACAUUUCAGCUGUAAUGUUUUUUUUUUUUUUUUUUUUGCAAGUCA